UUAGCAAGAUGAUUGCUUCCCAGACGUGCAAACUCCAGCAUUUCCUACAGUCUAAAAUGAUGUCUCUCUCUUUGUGUAGUAGAGAAGUGCCAAAUCGUGUGUUGUGUGAGCUGUAUUUCGGUAUAGUAUUGAGGGAAAAUGGAUGGUGGCUUUGAAGAUCUUGAGCUACGAGAGGCACAGAGGGAAUACCUGGACUUUUUGGAUGAUGAUCAAGACCAGGGUGUGUACCAUGAGAAAGUCAGAAGUAUGGUGUCUGAGGGACAGUCUCGGCUAAUCAUCAACAUUAAUGACCUGCGGCGAAGGAAUGAAAAGCGAGCCAAAGAACUUCUGAAGAAUGCCUUUGGUGAGCUGGUUGCAUUCCAGAGAGCUCUGAAGGACUUGGUGGCCUCCAUUGAUGCAACGUAUGCCAAACAGUUUGAUGAGUUUCAUGUUGGUUUUGAGGGCAGCUUUGGGAACAAACAUGUCUCCCCUCGCACUCUUAGUGCCCGGUUUCUGGGAAAUCUUGUUUGUGUGGAGGGCAUUGUUACCAAGUGUUCACUGGUCAGGCCAAAGAUCAUGCGCAGUGUUCAUUACUGUCCUGCCACUAAGAAAACCUUGGAAAGGAAAUAUACUGAUCUGACUUCACUGGAUGCAUUCCCUUCAAGUGCCAUCUACCCCACCAAGGAUGAUGAGAAUAAUCCAUUGGAAACAGAGUUUGGGUUGUGCUGCUAUAAGGAUCACCAGACUCUGACCAUCCAGGAGAUGCCAGAGAAAGCUCCUGCUGGGCAACUUCCCCGCUCAGUUGACAUAAUUUCUGAUGAUGAUCUUGUGGACAAAGUUAAGCCAGGCGAUCGUGUACAGAUAGUUGGUGUGUACCGGUGUUUACCUGCUAAACAAGGAGGAUUUACCUCAGGAACCUUCAGAACUAUACUGUUAGCCAACAAUGUCAAGCUGAUGAGCAAAGAAAUUGUUCCCACGUUUUCUGCUGAUGAUGUUGCCAAGAUCAAAAAAUUCUGCAAAACUCACUCUAAGGAUGUCUUUGAGUACCUAAGUCGAUCGCUAGCUCCCAGCAUCCAUGGCCAUGAAUAUAUAAAGAAAGCCAUCCUCUGUCUGCUGCUGGGAGGAAAUGAGACCAACCUAGAGAACGGCACUCGAAUCAGAGGCGACAUCAACAUCCUGCUUAUAGGUGACCCAUCAGUUGCUAAAUCUCAGUUGCUGAGGUAUGUCUUGUUCACAGCACCAAGAGCCAUUCCUACCACCGGACGAGGCUCGUCUGGGGUGGGUCUAACUGCUGCGGUUACCACUGAUCAAGAGACAGGUGAGCGCCGGUUAGAGGCAGGUGCCAUGGUCCUUGCUGACAGAGGGGUUGUGUGUAUUGAUGAGUUUGACAAGAUGUCUGACAUGGAUCGCACAGCCAUCCAUGAGGUGAUGGAACAGGGGAGAGUCACCAUAGCUAAAGCUGGGAUCCAGGCCAGGCUGAAUGCUCGCUGUAGUGUGUUGGCUGCUGCUAACCCAGUGUAUGGAAGGUAUGACCAGUAUAAAACCCCUAUGGAGAACAUUGGACUGCAAGAUUCCCUACUCUCUCGAUUUGAUUUGCUCUUCAUCGUUCUGGAUCAGAUGGAUUCAGAGAGUGAUCGAGAGAUUUCGGAGCAUGUGUUGCGCAUGCACAGAUACAGACCCCCGGGGGAGCAGGAAGGAGCAGCGAUGCCAUUGGGAAGCACAGUGGACGUGUUUGCCACAGAGGACCCAAACAUCACUGAGGCCACUGAGCAGGAGCUGCAGAUCUAUGAGAAAAAGGACAAUGUCCUCCAUGGCCACAGGAAGAAAAAGGAAAAGAUUGUCACCAUGGAGUUUAUCAGAAAAUAUAUCCAUGUGGCUAAGCUAGUGAAACCGGUUCUGACUCAGGAGGCUUCGGACUACAUAGCCGAGGAAUACACCAAACUGAGAAGCCACGACCAAGUCAAUAACGACUUGGCAAGGACAAUGCCCGUCACAGCACGUGCCCUAGAGACUAUGAUCAGGUUGGCUACAGCCCAUGCUAAAGCCCGCAUGAGUAAAACGAUUGAGUUGGGAGAUGCAGAGGCUGCUCUGGAGCUCAUGCAAUUUGCCUACUUCAAAAAGAUUCUGGAGAAGAAUAAGAAGAGGAAGCUUCCUGAAGAUGGUGUGGACACAGAGAUGGAUACGACUCAGAGCCAGGAGACCCAAAGUCAGAGAAGUGUCAGGAAACGUUCUCGUGUAUCUAAAGAUGACAUGGAUUCAGCAAUGGCAGAAGACUCUGAUGACCCAUACAACUUUACAGAAGAUGAAAACACCCAACCCAGUCAACCAACCAGGCCAGUGUCUCAGAGGAGUAGCCAAAGGAAGAAGACUGACAUCAGUCAAGACAGAAUGAAGGUUUUCAAGGCAGCCCUCCUGAAAGCAUUUAAAGUGACCAGGUCUCAGUCUGUGCCAAUUCCUGAGCUUCUCACUCACGUUAACAAAGGCCAGUCUGAAGAAUUUGACCAGCAGGAGGUGCAAUUACUUUUGGAGCGCAUGCAGGAUGAUAACCAGGUCAUGGUGUCUGAGGACGUGGUCUUCCUCAUCUGAUAAAACAACGGUCUCUAGAUGUGAUCAUGGAAUUGUGAUAUUGUUGUAUAUCCUUAUGUAUUAUUGUCUGUAGUGUUCAUUGUUAGUAAUUAAUAAAUAGUUUGAGCACUUA
Messenger RNA from Pangasianodon hypophthalmus (striped catfish), 2677 nucleotides. RefSeq names its product MCM3 minichromosome maintenance deficient 3 (S. cerevisiae), like (gene mcm3l). The transcript is spliced from 18 exons. The record is from RefSeq and is a predicted model, not a curated record. Gene Ontology annotation, cellular component: nucleus; MCM complex. Gene Ontology annotation, molecular function: single-stranded DNA helicase activity; ATP binding; single-stranded DNA binding. Gene Ontology annotation, biological process: DNA strand elongation involved in DNA replication; DNA replication; double-strand break repair via break-induced replication. Bases 139 to 2565 code for a protein of 808 amino acids. NCBI's taxonomy places the organism in Eukaryota, Metazoa, Chordata, Actinopteri, Siluriformes, Pangasiidae.